This is a messenger RNA of Pectinophora gossypiella (pink bollworm), 2299 nucleotides long. Its product is annotated as NAD-dependent protein deacylase sirtuin-5, mitochondrial-like. Gene Ontology annotation, molecular function: NAD+ binding; protein-malonyllysine demalonylase activity; protein-succinyllysine desuccinylase activity. The coding region runs from base 143 to 1237 and encodes 364 amino acids. The record is from RefSeq and is a predicted model, not a curated record. The transcript has 5 exons. NCBI's taxonomy places the organism in Eukaryota, Metazoa, Arthropoda, Insecta, Lepidoptera, Gelechiidae.
UUGAUUUUCUCAGAUUUCCACGAUUUUCAUUGACGAACAUUCACUUUUAAACCAAAUAUUAUCCAGUGUUAUUCUCUUUCAUUCAGUCAGCUCUAGUGCAGUGCACUAGUUUACGAAGAAGUUUCAAAGGAGCCUUUUGAAGAUGAAGCCGCCUACAGAAAUGGUAUUGUUUCGCGAUUGUUUAAUGAUGGCAAGAAAUAUUGUUAUUUUGACCGGUGCCGGCGUAAGUUCGGAGUCCGGUAUACCAACAUUCAGAGGUGCGGGUGGAUUCUGGCGAAGGUACGAAUCUACUGCACUGGCUAAUGCAGAAGCUUUCCGGAAUAAUCCAAGUCUUGUGUGGGAGUUUUACCAAUAUAGACGGGAUGUAGCCUAUAGAGCUACUCCUAAUGCUGGUCACAUUGCCAUUGCAAAGUUUGAGGAAAUGUAUGGAAACAGGAAGAACAUAACUGUCAUAACGCAGAAUGUAGAUGGGCUGCAUCGCCGAGCGGGCACUAGGAACCUGAUUGAACUCCAUGGAAACCUCUUCAAGACCCGAUGCACCAAAUGCAAAGAAGUUCUGCUUAACUAUGAUAACCCUAUUUGUCCGGCUUUGUCAAAUGUAGGUCCUCCAGAUUUGAAUGUGAUGGGCUCCACAGUCCGUGAAGAAGACCUUCCCCACUGCCAAAACCAUGAGGAUGCUGAAAAUCCUAAUGAGGAAGCAAAUAUUUACAAUGGGCAUGAGGGUAAUUACAUUCAGAUAGCAGUUAAUUACAAUGGGGAAGCUGGUAAUUACAAUGAUGUAGCUGCAAAUUUAAACGAGGUAGCUGCUAAUUUAAAUGAUGCAGCUGAUAAUUUCAAUGAUGAAGCCGAUUCUUUAAAUGGAGAUGCCGAUUCUUACAAUGGGGAAGCUGAUUCUUACAGUGGGGAGGAUGAUGGUGAAGAAGCAGCCGCAGUUGGCAAUCCCUCUGGUGAGUGUGGGGGUCUACUGCGACCACACAUUGUGUGGUUCGGUGAAGGGAUUGAACCGGAACUUAUUGAAAUGGCUGAAGAGGCAGUAAACAACUGUGAUGUAUGCUUGAUUUGUGGGACAUCGUCUAGUGUGUAUCCGGCGGCGAUGUUGGGACCGCAGGCGGCCGCCGCCGGCGCAAUUGUCGCUGAAUUCAACACUGAACCCACUAAUGACACUCCCAACUACCCAUACUUCUUCCAAGGCCUUUGCGGUACCACCCUGCCAGAAGCUUUAGCGCCUUUCAACUAAUUCAAAAAUCGAAUUCGUUUAUUUUAAACUGUAACAUCACAAGACACUUACUGAAUCAAUCUUUAUGAACAUAAAGAUUCUAGUUGGACUAUAGUGACCGUUUGGCCAGACAUAACUAAAUUGUAAUUUAGUUUCACAAGUACAUAAAUAUACUUGUCGUCCUUUACUUACGAUAAGUGCACGAAAGAGAUAAUUUUGAAACUGUCAAAUUAAAUUAAGAUUUGCGUCUGGCAAAAUCGGCACCUAUAUCCGAAUAUAAUAUAAAAAUCUUCCACCUCUUCCGUAAUUGGGUACUUUCCUAGGUCAAAGAUAAAUUAUGAAAUUCUGAUUACUAAAUACAGACAGACCUAAAGGUGAUAAAAAACGUUUUCUUUUUUCUAUUUAACUUAUUUAUGAAUUUUAAUAAUGAAAAAUGUAAUAAGUGCGGCAUUUUGUCACUUUUUCUAUGACGUCAUAGGUUGCUUUUUCAUACAAAUUCCGUAGUAAUUUUGUGUUUUGACGUUUAGUAAAAAGUGUCUGAUUUGACUAGUUGGAAACUACCCUAUUAUCUAUAUCUAUUUAAAAUGAUACUGAUGUCUUGUUUCGCCUUUUUUGACAAUCUUGGAAUUUUCAAAAUUAGAUUGAACUGGCAUUACUAGGUCAUCGCGCACCUACUACCUUAUGCCACAUCUUCACUUGACAUCAAAUUAGAUUGUGGUAAAACGCGAAUCUAUUUUAAUACAUGUCGAAAUGUAGUGAGUAGUUAGUGAUGAAACUUCAAAUAAUAAAAAAUAAAUGUUAAUAAGAAUUAUUAGGUGGAUGGAUUAGAUGGUAAACUUUUAAAUAUCUAUGUGCCAUAUUUAUUUUUUAUUAAGAUCAAAGUGUUUAUUCAUUGUUAUUAUUAUUAACAGUGGUAGUGUUGAAAAUAUCUUUUGUUUGUCAAUUAGUUGAAAAAGCGAACGAAAAAAUCAAAUGAGGGACUUUUCAGACUACAUUCCUCUAAAAUAUAGAUGGCGCUGUACAGAUUUUGCUUCGUUUCUCUCUCUCUCUAUUUAAGAGUUGCGCUCUUGUCGGUGGAGUAAU